AUGCUGUUCCCCAAAUUUUUUGCUGUUUUCACAGCUUUUGCCGUCACUGGCGCGAGCGCCCAAAAGUGUAAAUGCAAAGCGAACCCUUGCACUACCAAUCUCGUUAAAAAUGGCGGGUUUGAUUCGCCCUUAGAUGGCUCCCCAUGGAUAUUUUCCAAUAUGGAGGUCACCUCAUACAAGCCAAGGAGUUCUCCCCAGGCAGCUUUGAGCCAAAUCGAAGACUCCGCACAGAGAAAUGCUAUUGUACAGUCCGUCCCCUUGGUUGAAGGAGAAUCCUACACGCUUCGGUAUUACUGGACAAUUGUAGGAGGCACAUUUGCUGCUAGCGGCGGCUGCGAAAUCUCUGCCUCGCUUGACAACUUUCAUGGUGACGACGCUUUGUACCUGUCCGAUACUCCGCAGGGGACGUAUAGUCUGCAUGAGUGGACUUUCACUGCCCCCGCAAAUAGUAAGCUCAAUCUCGUCGUGUUCUGCAAGCGGGACGCCACUCUUGACGUCAACGUGGAUGAUGUAUCCAUCUAUCCCGCCUCCUGCCUAAACCCUACAUAA
This is a messenger RNA of Clonostachys solani, 549 nucleotides long. The record is from the annotation of a GenBank genome assembly. Lineage: Eukaryota; Fungi; Ascomycota; Sordariomycetes; Hypocreales; Bionectriaceae.